AUGGUUGUGGAUGUGGUGGUGGUGGGCGCGGGGCUCAGCGGGCUGCGCGCCGCCGUCGAGGUGCACCGCGCGGGGCUGACGUGCGUGGUGCUCGAGGCCAUGGACCGCGUCGGCGGCAAGGUGCUCUCGGUCGACGCGGCGCCCGCGCUCGACGGCCAGGGCGAGGGCUCGCGGCGCAAGGUCGUCGAUCUCGGCGCCGCCUGGAUCAACGACACGUCGCAGAGCGAGAUGUUCGCCCUUGCCAACAGGUUCAAGCUCGACCUCAUCGAGCAGCGCAUCGCCGGCCGCUACCUCCGCCAGGAGCGUGACGGGGGUGUCGUGCAGUACCCCUUGGGCUUUGGCGAAGAUAUAGAAGACCCCCAGGUCAUCGGCGUGUACCAGAUGAUCAAGCACCUGUCCGAGAGCUGGCUCGGCCCCGACGCCAAGGCGUUCGACUCGGUGACGUUCAGGGCGCUGGCCGAGGCCAACUUCCCGGACAACCAGGCGGUGGGCGAAGCGGCUGAUUUCCUGGCGGGCGCGCUGCUCGGCGUCGGCGCCGACGAGAUCAGCGCCCUGUUCAUGAUCGAGCACACCAAGAGCGGGACGGGGCUGGAGAACAUGGCGUCAGACCUGCCCGACGGGGGCCAGUAUCUGCGGGUCCGCCAAGGCGCACAGUCCUUCGCUACGGGCCUCGAAAAGCUCUUGCCUCGGGGCACAGUGCAUCUCAAGUCGCCCGUGACCAAGAUCACGCAGAACCUCGACGGCGGGUGCAUCACGACGACAGACAAAGGAAGCAUAUUCCACAGCAAAAAGGUCAUCAUGUCGCUUCCGACGCCGCUGCAUAACACGGUGAUCUUCGACCCGCCCCUACCCGGCGCGCGGCAAGAGCUCGCGGAGCGCACGGCGCUAGGGUACCACGCCAAGGUGGUGCUAGUGUUUGCGAGCCCGUGGUGGCGCGAGGCGCGGCUGUCGGGGGUGAUGGAGUCGACCACAACAGGACCGAUCGCGUUCACGCGCGACACCUGCAGCGAGGAGGACGGACAGUACAGCAUCACGUGCUUCAUGGUGGGCGAGCGCGGGCGCGAGUGGUCGGAUCUGAGCGCCGCCGAGCGCGAGGAGCAGGUGCUGGAGCACUUUUACGAAGUGUUCCGCGGCGCGCUGCCCGAGGACGACCUGCCGCGCCCCGUCAACGUCAUCGAGAAGGAGUGGACCAAGGACCCCUGGAUCCGCGGCGGGCCCACCCCCGUCAUGCCCCCCGACUUGUUCGACACGACUGCCGGGGCUGCGCUGUACGUGCCCUUUAGGGACGUGCAUUUUGUGGGUGCCGAGAUGGCCGAUGUUUGGAGGGGCUACAUGGAGGGCGCCGUAAGGUCGGGCAUCUCGGGGGCUGAGGAGGUCAUUGGACGUUUGCAGAAUGUAGGAUUGGGACUCGACCAUGAGAUACACUCAAGGCUCUAA
Lasiosphaeria miniovina is the source of this 1437-nucleotide messenger RNA. Its product is annotated as putative amine oxidase. Lineage: Eukaryota; Fungi; Ascomycota; Sordariomycetes; Sordariales; Lasiosphaeriaceae. The record is from RefSeq and is a predicted model, not a curated record. Gene Ontology annotation, molecular function: oxidoreductase activity. The coding region runs from base 1 to 1437 and encodes 478 amino acids. The transcript is spliced from 3 exons.